UGACGUGGCGUUAGGGGAUUGGCGACGAUUUUGCCUUCGUUGCAAGUGAAUUUUUGUUUGUGUGGUCGUUGCACCUCAUCUUUCCUUUCGUCCCAGGCUUGCUUCUGUCUCUUUCCUUGCCACUGUUUAGCUCUACUGUGGUUUUCUGCAGGCGAUUGGUUGAGGUUGUCAGCGACCUCUCUGCCCGCUCAUCAGACUCUUCUCUACCGGCUCCAACCAAGUUCCCUUUUGCUCCACAUGACCUUUUUUUCUCUUUCUUUCAUUCUUUCUUUCGUGCAUUGGUCUUCAGACUCUUCACUGGAAAGCUCCACCAACCCCAACCACUCCAGUCGUCCUCUCCCCUUUGUUUCUCCUUUUCCUUUUUUAAUCAAUCAAUCAUCUAUGCCUUUUGCUAGAAGCGAUGGACUUGAGAUGACCACUCAGUCCUAUCCAUUCUUUAGCCUUUCUCUGUCAUACAUUACCCAUUGUGCAUUCCCGAAGUUGUGGUCAAUAUGAGAUAUGUGAAGAGAUCCCCAUCAAAUUCAACUUUCCUAUUCUCUUCUCUUCUUCCAUCUCCCUUUUGUUACGGGAGAAUAGAUGGUGAAAAAAUCAGUUGAGCAGAAAAAAAUGUUUUGAUUAAAAUAAAAUAAAGGAAAGAGGAAAAAGUGUUGAUUCUUCUAAUUCCUCCACUUUCUUAUGCCCGAGUUCUUUUGUACAUUUUUCUGCUUUCUGAAGAAACCGUGUUGUGGGUUUUUUUUUGUUUUUUCCCAAUAGAGCGAGGGAUCAAUGAUAAAGGAGCCAUCUUUUUCAGGUGCUGGCUAAUAUGAGGAGAGAAUGUGGGCUGAAUAAUGUGACAUGCAAAGUGCUGGGACUUACAUGGGGUGUUUGGGAUGAACAGAUAUUCACCGUGUGCCCAAAUAUUAUCCUUGGAGCUGAUGUCCUAUAUGAAACAAGUGCAUUUGAUUAUCUUUUUGCUACUGUGGCAUUUUUGCUCCAGAAUUCUCCCUCUUCGGUUUUUAUAACAACUUACCACAACAGAAGUGGCCAUCACCUGAUUGAGUUCUUGAUGGUUAAAUGGGGAUUGAAGUGCAUGAAGCUUCUAGAUGGGUUUUCAUUCAUGCCAGCUGACAAGGCAUCUGGAUUAAGUGGGAAUACACAGUUGGUAGACAUAAUUUUGGAUAAUAACAAACUAAGUUAGCAUAUGGUCGUGAUGCUUAUUGAGAAAAAUGUCUUUUAGAGAAAUGGUUGCAAUGUGCUUGGUGAAAGACUUAAAAAAGAGGCCAACUGCAGAGAAACUGUUGAAACAUUCCUUUUUCAAGAAUGCAAAGCCUCCAGGGCUUUCUGUGAAAAAACCCUCUACUGAUAUACCUCCGUUGUGGAAUCGUGUCAAGGCAAAUUUGAGUCUUAAGGAUGCCGCAGAACUAGCUUUGAAGAAAAUGCCUUCAGCUGAAUAGGAAGCAUUGUCACAGGUCUGGGGCAUCAGAAGAAUUUACUGGCUGUUUGAUCUUUUUCAUUCUGAGUUGUCAAAGCUCUUUUACUCUUUGAAAGGGAUUUCUACAUUUAAAACAGUGGUAUUUUUUCAGGCAAAAAUAACAAAAGAUGUAAAUAUUUAACUGCUGACCUCCUAUUUUCUUAACAUCUUUUUUCUGUCUUCUUUUUUUCCUUUUAGGUUUCUUAUUAGUUUGCUUUCAUGUGUUGUAGGUGCAAGUUUGGAGAUUUUGUCUUGGAUCACUAACUUUGCAUCAUUUUUUUUCGUUAUUAUUGUUUAGUUCUAUGUUUAGCUUCUUUGUUACAUGUGUUGUGCUGCUUUGGUUUAUUGCUCUUCACAUUAUCCUCAGCAUCCUCUUGCCUACUGCUACUGUUCCUUCAAAAAACAGGUAUUCGUUCUUUACCUCCUUUUUUUUCUUCUUAUUUUUCCUCCAGUGACGUGUUAUAGCUGUGAUAGUUGAUGUGAAACAUUUUUUCUGAUUCUCUUUUAUCCUGCAUGCUACUUCACGUUUAUCCUACAUGGUGGUUUACAUGUCUUGCAUUCCAUUUUUUUCCUGCUUCCUAAGAUUUGAUGGAACUACAUAUAUGGGCAAACAUAGAGAAUGGAAAGAAAUGAACUUUAUCUGUGAUGCCUUCUUCAGAUGAAGAUGCGUCAGAAAAAUUCUGAAUUGAGAAGACAUGACUAUAGAGUUCCAGUUUAAAUGAUAAAAUUAGUGAAAUUGAUUCAUGUAUACAACAAGGGAAUAUGCUUCUUAUACACUAAGGGAAAAGUUGUUUUAAAUCUUGAUUCAGUCCACAAUAAGGGAAAGCUGCAGACAGUAAGCAAAAUAGAUUUAAAGUUCGUCCUCAAUUUUGUUUUGAACUUGGUAUAUUUUUUUUCCCCAUAUGUUUUUUACCUCAAGUAUACAUAAUUUGAUUUUAGUGAACUCUAGACAAAGAUUAAUACGGCACAAGUAUCAUCAUCGAUGAACCAAAUUUUGUUCAAAACUUACCUGAAGGUGUGUGCUUCUAUCAAGUAGUUACCAAACAAAACAACUAUAAAUUUGUAAGUUUGGGGUAUUUUUCAUUUCGUUCUUACCAUUCAUAUUAUAUCACGUUCAUAAUUUUGUCUAAACAACAACAGAAAGUUCCAAGAUUUGUUGGAUACUUCAUACAUAGUGACCUGACGCCUUCAAUUACUUCGAGAACUGGAAGGAAAACAAUGACAAUUGCAAUGCGUGAGAGGCAGUUUGCAGAUAGCUGGGAUAUCUUUCUGAUUGAGCAUCAAUUGUAGCCUGGAGAAACAUUAGUCUCUGUUCCUGAUAAAAGAAGUUCCACCUACACUUUCCCCACCUUUGAUAAGGAUGGUGUAGAUGGUCAAUUCCCAUGGAAUAACAUGUUCUAACUGUACUCCAUAAUAGGGAAUACAACAACUUUGAUGUAUCUAAGUAAAUAUCUUCCUCGGAUUGUGUUUGUUAUUCUUUACCAAUUGAUAUAAGCAUUGCAUUUUCGAUGUAUUUGUUUGUUUCUUUUCAAUGUACUCUAUGAGGCUUGCUAAA
Coffea arabica (coffee) is the source of this 3005-nucleotide messenger RNA. The record is from RefSeq and is a predicted model, not a curated record. NCBI's taxonomy places the organism in Eukaryota, Viridiplantae, Streptophyta, Magnoliopsida, Gentianales, Rubiaceae.